GCAUAUAUGGUUACUUUGAUUGCGCUGUUUGUUGAAUAGUCCGGUGAUUAUAGUCGGAAUUAUAGUUUUAACCGUGUGUCUCAAGUUAAAAAGACUUUGGGCCCAUCAAAUUUAAGAUUAAACUUGGAAGUUGAAUAGAAUAUGAGCAUUUAUUAAUUAAAAUAUUAUUUCUGUAAAUUAUAUUUUUACUGUACCUCAUUUUCUUUAUAUAUAUAAUAAUACGGUUAUACCGAAAUAAACAUGUCGAUCAUAAGAAGCUUACUGGAAAGAGUAGUGUAUGGCACUACAGAUAAUGAGUUUAAAGUAAUAGAAGUUGAUCCAGAAAAUUAUGUGUUCAGCUGUGUACUUUUUCGUGAAGAUUGUCUCGUUCUCUAUUACGGUAAUCAAGAAGGUGUAGCUAUAUACGAUGUGGUUUUACAUGCCGAUGUUAAGUCCUUUCCUCAUACAGCUUUCAGUUUACACAGGUCCUCUGGGUGUGAGAAAAGCCAGAAUGUUUACCUGUACUUGAAGGAUAAACUUCCAAUAAUAGUACAGGCUUCUCCAGGAGUGUUGAGUGUUUCAAAGCUUCAGGAGCUGUCCAAUCUCAUCAGAAACAAUACAGGUUGGAGUGUUGCCCACAUAGCUGUUCAUUUUAGUCUACUGGAAUGUUUUGAUAAAGAAAAUUUUGUCAGUAUGGUCAAUGCAGUUUGUGAAGAAACUCUAGUUACUCCCCUUCACCUGGCUGUGAAGCUCCAGAAUGUGUCUGCUAUUGAAACACUACUACGGUUGAAUGCUAGAGUUGACCUAACAGAUAAAAGUGGUAACACUGUAUAUCAUUAUGCUGCUGCUGCUUCAAAAAAAGAAAUUAUCCAAGCUUUAAGAAGCUUUCCAUCACCAGCAGUGAUUAAUACUACAAAUGGUGAUGGUUGGACCCCUCUGCACAUCAGUUGUAUGGUGAACAACAUGGAUUGUGUGAAAGAACUCCUACUCUUAGGAGCUGAUCCAAAUGUAGCGGCAUGUCCAUCUGAAUUAUCUGAUGGCACAUCUACUACUUUAAUUUUAAAAGAAAGGCUUAUGAGAUCCAUAUCUUCAUCAUCAAAAAGUCCAAAAGAUGGUGGAUUACCCCUGCACCUAGCUAACAGUGUUGAGUGUAUUGAAACUCUGAUAGAAAAUGGCAGCCACGUGAAUGCCAGAAACCUCAAUUUUGAUACACCUUUACAUCUUCUGGUGCAGUCAAAGGAAACUCUCUCUUCCAUUAUUUGUCUACUGAGUCAUGGUGCAGAUGUGAAUUUAGAUGGUUCUGAAGGGGAAACACCACUCCAUUUAGCAGUAAAGACAGGCUACCUGCCAACUGUACAUGCUCUGCUUUCAUUUGGAGCCAAUGUGAAUGCAGUCAGUCACCGACAAGAAACUCCACGUCACCUUGCUGCCACUACUGAUAUAGAGGGUAAAGAAUUGUUGAUAUACACGCUGAAUGCUGUUGGGGCAGAACGUUGCUCUAAACACACCAGAAGCUGCAAUGAUGGAUGCUCACCUCGUGGGACUUUCGAUGGAGUUCCUCCUGAAUGUUCAAAUCUUUCAAGAAAUUUAACUCUGUAUGAUCAUAUCAUCAGUGCAGCUGUUGUAAAUGCAGCUCUCACAAGGAAACAGUUUGGUACAUCAUCUCUGGGCAGCUUUGAUGUGGUAGAUUCCCAUAUAGACCAAUAUGGAAAAAAAACAGAUAACCUGCUGUGUUUAGAUGGAGGUGGAAUUAGGGGCCUCAUUCUUAUAAGGAUUUUGAUGGAACUGGAGACAUGUGUUGGAUGCGACCUUGUUAAAUGUUUUGACUGGAUAGCUGGCACUAGCACUGGUGGAAUUUUGGCUCUUGCUUUAGCCCAAGGAAAGAAACCGAAAGAAUGUUUACAGUUGUAUUUUCGACUGAAGGACAAGGUGUUUGUAGGAUCCCGCCCAUAUGAUUCUCAGCUCUUGGACCAGUUUUUAAAAAAGGAAUUAGGAGAAGACACUGUAAUGACUGACAUAAGAAAUGUCAAAGUGACUGUGACUGCAGUAUUAGCUGACAGACUUCCUGCUCAACUUCACCUAUUCAGGAACUACAGAUCUCCUGAUGAAAUCUUAGGUGUCAAAGAGGAUGGUCUCUAUUCACAAUUUUUUAUGGCAGCAGAAGAACAAAAAGUUUGGAAGGCUGCCAGGGCAUCAGGAGCUGCACCAACUUAUUUUCGGCCUGACGGUCCUUUUCUUGAUGGAGGUUUAAUAGCAAAUAAUCCAACAUUAGAUGCCAUGACUGAAAUUCACCAGUUUAAUGAAGCCUUAAAAUGUACUGGGCAAGAAGAUCAGGUUAGAAAACUUGGAUUAGUAGUGUCACUUGGUACAGGAGUAGUGCCAGUUACUGAAGUGAAACGUGUUGAUGUAUUUCGACCAGAUGGGAUAUGGGAUACAAUGAAGUUAGCGUUCGGAAUGAGUGCGCUUGGACAGCUGAUUGUGGAUCAAGCCACACAAGCCAAUGGAAGUGUUGUACGUCGAGCACAAGCAUGGUGUAACAUGAUUGGAGUUCCUUAUUUUCGCAUCAAUCCUCCAAUCUCUCAGGAUGUAGCAUUGGAUGAAGUGGACAACAUUGUUUUAGUAAAAAUGUUGUGGGAAACAAUCAUGUACAUUAAUCAGCACAGACAAGAGAUGACAGCUUUAACACUUUUGAUGUCUAGGUAAUAACACAUUAAAGAAAUAUAUGGAAAUGUCCUGAUUUGAUUACUAAGUCAAUUAUAACUUGCAUUAGUAUUCAGCUGUUUCACUAGAUGGCCCAUUUUCAUGGAAAGAUUAAAGGCAUGAUGUGUUAAGUGUGAGAUGAGGUUAUUAUAUAAUUUAGCAGUCAAAAAUAUAUUCUUAGUAAUAUUUUUCUUUGCAUUGUUUUUUUUUCAUCUAAGUUAUUUGUAUCUUUGUAGAGACUAGAACCAUUGUUCAUAUCUUUUAUUAUUGAAUAAUUUGAAGGAUUACUUCAGUAUUUCUUUUGUAAUUAUGGCAUUGGAUAUCAAAAUAAAGGGAUAAGUAAUAAACAAAUGCAAUAAACAUGUAAUAAUAACUUGGAUACACUAUAAACCUAUGGAAGUAAAACUGGUACUUCAUGCUUAAAGAAAAAAGCAAAAUACAAAUUUAUGUAUGGGAAAAAAGGCAGUAUAUCAUAGAACAUGUGAAAAAAAUGUUUUUGUAAUUAGAUAAAUAAAUACACUACAUAUAACAAUUAGGGUAAAUACAACAUACAUAUGGAAAUAGAGAGAAGCCGUCAUUUGUGUGUGUGCGUAUGUCUGUAUGUAUGUAUAUAUAGAUACACACACGAGAGUUAUUAUAAGUCCAUGCAUAAAAAAUGUAAGGAUAUUCUGUACAUAUUUCAUACACAAUGAAACAGCGGUGUAUUACAUUCUUGUAACAGUACAGAUGAUUCACCAUGAACACA
Limulus polyphemus (Atlantic horseshoe crab) is the source of this 3424-nucleotide messenger RNA. RefSeq names its product 85/88 kDa calcium-independent phospholipase A2-like. The transcript has 13 exons. NCBI's taxonomy places the organism in Eukaryota, Metazoa, Arthropoda, Merostomata, Xiphosura, Limulidae. Bases 241 to 2682 code for a protein of 813 amino acids. Gene Ontology annotation, molecular function: protein binding. Gene Ontology annotation, cellular component: mitochondrion. Gene Ontology annotation, biological process: positive regulation of ceramide biosynthetic process; lipid metabolic process. The record is from RefSeq and is a predicted model, not a curated record.